AUGGACAAGGAAUUUCACGACGCUAGCGCCAUGCCUACAAAAUCUGCCACGCGGUCGAACGAUGCUGCUAGUGAGGGGACACAGUCGAUACCCAAUGUCGAUGUUUUUAAAGUCGGUGUACGUGUUCCCCCAUUCUGGCCGGAAGAACCAGAGAUAUGGUUUGCGCAGGUGGAGGGACAAUUUGCCAUCUCAGGUAUCACAAAUGACCUGACAAAAUUUAAUUACGUCAUUGGCCACCUGGACGUGGAGCAGUCCAGAGAAAUUAAGGACAUAAUCAUCAGCCCACCUUCAGCAAAUAAAUAUGACACCUUGAAACGGGAGCUGAUCAAACGGCUGUCGGCAUCGAGGGAAAAGCAGAUCAAGCAGCUUUUGAUGCACGAGGAGCUUGGAGACCGUAAGCCCUCGCAAUUCCUGCGUCACCUCAAGAGCCUCGCCGGUGCCGACGUCUCUCAGGAUUUAUUGAAGACCAUCUGGACAAGCCGACUCUCCCACGGUAUCCAGACAGUGCUCGCUGGUCAACCAUCUUCGUCUUCCAUCGAGGACCUCGCGGAUUUGGCCGAUCGCGUUCAUGAACUGGCCACUCCCAUGCCAGCUGUGGCGUCCACCAGCCAAGCUGUUCCUGGAUCUGCACUGGACGCGUUAGCCAGGGAAGUAGCCGAGCUGAGACGACAGGUUCAGCGACUCUCGACGGGUAGAAGAAGCCGACCACGUUCCAGAUCAUCGGGACCUGCUCGAAGAGGAUCAACAUCCAGGUUAAGACGAUCCGACUCCAACUAUCGCAAGUUCCCGCUCUGUUGGUAUCAUGCCAAAUAUGCGGAGAAAGCCAGCAGAUGCGUGAAGCCCUGCGACUACAUGGCGGGAAACGCAAAGGGCGGUCGAUAA
This is a messenger RNA of Aricia agestis (brown argus), 882 nucleotides long. RefSeq lists its product as uncharacterized. The coding region runs from base 1 to 882 and encodes 293 amino acids. NCBI's taxonomy places the organism in Eukaryota, Metazoa, Arthropoda, Insecta, Lepidoptera, Lycaenidae. The transcript has a single exon. The record is from RefSeq and is a predicted model, not a curated record.